Molecule: messenger RNA, 2598 nt
Organism: Prosopis cineraria
Lineage: Eukaryota; Viridiplantae; Streptophyta; Magnoliopsida; Fabales; Fabaceae
Exons: 3
Coding region: 208-2301 (697 amino acids)
Source: RefSeq, a predicted model, not a curated record
AUAGGCACUCGCAAACUCCAGAAUUUAAGCCCCUAUUCAUUCUUCGUUGCAAGCUGCAAUCGAAAUCACUAUUUAUGUCUUUAAUCUCUUCAAUAUCUGUUGGUACAAGGGUUAUAUCAGUUUAGUUUUUGCGCUGUUAACGUUCUACUUUAAGGUGAAGUGAUUAGAAAUCCCAGUAAUCAUAUAUUAGCCUCUGAAGAAGGCGCUAUGGCAUCCAUGUUAGCUCCAAUUUCAGGCAUAUGGGUAUCCACCGAUCAUAGCCAUAGGAGGCUUUUUGAAGUAAUUCCAAGCCCUGUGCGUAAGGCAUGGGACAAGUGGAACGUACGAGGAUCAAUCCUAUUGAGCUUUCUCUGUCAGAUUAUAAUCGGCCUCAUGGGAAAUCGCAGAAAACACACUGUUUCUAAACUCACCGACACGCUUGUUUGGGGAGCCUACUUGCUCUCAGAUUGGGUCGCAAACUUUGGACUUGGUGUUAUCUCUAGUAAGAUUGGAGACCCUAUUCAUCAAUCGAAUAGUGAACAAGAUGAUGAUUCUGUGCUCUUAGCAUUCUGGGCAACCUUGUUCUUAGUUCAUCUUGGUGGUCCAGCUUCCAUCACAGCUUAUGCACUUGAGGACAAUGCUCUGUGGCGUAGAAGCUUGGCUCUGUGGUUAAUACAAUCAAUCAGAGUCCUUUACAUUGUUCUUUUGGCUUGGAGAAAUACUGGGCUCUCGUAUCUCAGCAUCGCCAUGCUUGUUAAUGGAUUCAUCAAAUAUGGGGAACGAACAUGGGCUUUAUAUUCUGCAAGUAUUGAUUAUCGCCGUGACAAGAUGAUUCCUCCUUUAGAUCCUACCAUCCAUGGGAAGAAAUUCAUUAUUGAAGAGUCCACCAAUGAUUCGAAUCAUUUGGUUUCUCUUGACGAUCAUGAAUCAAAAGCUGCUUUGGAUAUUAUUAGAACUCCCCAGGAUCUGCUAGAUAACUUCAUGCAUUUAUUCGUGAGUCUCUUUAAGGAUCUUGUCUUGAGCUAUGAUUAUCUUCAGAAACACCAAUCAUAUUUUCGAGAAUUGAAACCUGAACAUGCCUUUGGGAUGGUCGCGGUUCAACUUGGAUAUGCCUACAAUUUUUUCUACACCAAGGCUUCAGUUUUUCACAGGGACUUGUUCAUUAACUUGGUGGCUAUCACUCUAUUCCUCGAGACUGGGGUGCUGAUCUGCUUUGGAUUUAUCAUCAAUGCAGAGUCUCACAUGGUAACUUCGGAUCAAAUAAUGUUAACUUGGUCGUUGUUGGUUGAAAUAGUACUGCUCGACGCAUGGUCAAGCGAUGUGGUAACGAAUUCAAACGAACAGUUCUAUCUUCCUUACGUUCUCCAUUCAUCUCAUAGCAGUAAUGUGGAUGAACUUUAUGGAUUCUAUGAGAUAAGUUCUAAGAGAACGUGGGUUAAUGUAAUCCCUCAGUGCAACUUUCUAACUCUCAGCCUCCAACACAACAAAGAUUCUGUGAAUUUCAACCAACUAAAAGAGCUGCUAAACAAAAGAAUCCUCAAGCCCACUAAGGAACUGCAUCAUCAUAUUUUCAACCACUUGAUCAAGAAAUCAGAACUAAUCUCAGGAGGGCAAAACGUGAGCAAGUAUGGAGUGAAUGACGCCAUUGAAGCAAGAGGUCUCAAGUCAAUAGAAUGGACGAAAAUGUUAGAGUUUCACCAAAGCAUUCUCACAUGGCAUGUUGCCACAGACAUAUGCUAUUAUUAUAGUAUUACUGACCAUGAAGAUGAUGAUCCCAAGAAGAGCAUCAGCAAGAUGAUCUCAGAAUACAUGUUAUAUAUUCUGGUGAAGCAAAGACACAUGUUGCCUGUAGGAACAGGACUGAUAAGCUUUCGUGACACGUGUGCAGAAACCAUACAAGUUCUUAGACAGUUGAAAAUAGAACUUCCAUCAAAGAAUGUACAGGAAGCUUGUGAGAAGCUACUAGGUGUGAGACCUGAUUCAGUGAGAAGGAGUGAGUCAAAGUCUGUGAUAGUUGAAGCGUGUAGGCUUGCAAGAUCGCUGGUGAUAGAAAUGGAGAAGAAGGAGAUGUGGGAGUUAUUGAAAGUUGUGUGGGUGGAGAUUCUUGUCUCUGCAGCAACACAGUGUAAGGCAGAUCAGCAUGCACAACAACUUAGAAAAGGUGGAGAGUUUCUCACUCAUGUGUGGCUUCUUUCUGCACAUCUUGGUAUCAUGGAACAAUUUCAAGUAAGACCAUCACUAGCAAACCCUCCAAUGAAUCAAGUGAACAGAAAUGAGAGAGAUGAAACACCUGUAGAUGCAGUUGGUGAAGAGAAUUUGUAGAAGGACGUGCUCUUCAAGCUAGUUUCUUCUUGUAUUUGUUACCAACACUUGUUGAAUCAUGUUAGAUCGUGUUACUACAGUAGUUCUUACUGUAAAAUAGUGGACUGAUGUGAAAGUAUGCCACAUAGAGAGAGAGAGAGAGAUUUGGUUACUAUAUAUAUAUGGAGAGAGAGAUAGAUAGAUAGAUGUUGUAAUAAAAUGGGUUUGAAGUGAAGGCACGCUACUUGUUGAAUCAUGUUCCAGAUUUGGUCGUUGCAAGGGCAGUUAACUUGAAAGAUCAUAAAAGAAAAGACUGAA